This is a messenger RNA of Cervus elaphus (red deer), 1716 nucleotides long. RefSeq names its product 60S ribosomal protein L7-like 1. Gene Ontology annotation, molecular function: structural constituent of ribosome; RNA binding. The coding region runs from base 708 to 1496 and encodes 262 amino acids. The transcript is spliced from 2 exons. Gene Ontology annotation, biological process: maturation of LSU-rRNA from tricistronic rRNA transcript (SSU-rRNA, 5.8S rRNA, LSU-rRNA). Gene Ontology annotation, cellular component: cytosolic large ribosomal subunit. The record is from RefSeq and is a predicted model, not a curated record. Lineage: Eukaryota; Metazoa; Chordata; Mammalia; Artiodactyla; Cervidae.
GGUUGUGGGGGAGGGAAAAGUGGCAAAAGGGGAUUAUUCAAAGUACCGAAAACCUCCUCCCGGGAUCGAGCGCAGUGGCACCCCUAGGCCAGGGGCACCUCUGGUGUGGCAGAAGGUGAUUGAAUUACUCAGAUAUGAAGAUCAUCUUCUAGGUUUUGUGUAAAAGGCCCCGGAUAUUUCAAGUGGCCAUUUUGGAAUUACAAUGUUUUUGGAUAAUUUUACCCCAGAAGUUUAUUAAAAUUGGCAAGAAUCAUCUCUGAAGUGAAUUGAUAGUAGUGAACAAUUCUACAAGCUACUUAAAAAGAGACCCAGGCAUUUCUUCAGUAUUUUGGUUCAAAUGAAUUAUAUAACUGGUUUAAAGUGUUUCAGCUGGUGGUGUUUUUGCCUUCCCCCCAACCCCUCCCCUGUUGUUGGUGUUCUUCAGCCAAAACUGUAAGAUAUGUUUGAUUUGUGUACUGAGUAGUUUCGGCAGUUUUCAAAUUACUGUUUAAAUAUUGCUGAAGUUUUUCAUGGCAGUUUAUUUUUACCUUUAUUAAAAGUUUUAGGAAUUUUUGACCUCAGCCCUUUUCGUGUCACAAUGGGACAGCUUUUCUAAAUGAAGACAUUGAAUGAAUACAGAGUUUUUUUGCUUUUAUCUUUUAUUUACGUGGAAAUUUAAGAUGUGGCAGUUUCCCAGCAGCAUGGUAGUAUUGAGAUAGUCUCUGUUUAUGCUGAUGUUUAGGAAUGCUCUUCAGAUCUGCCGCGUUGGAAAGAUGGCGGAGGAAGAACCAAGAAGAAAGAUCCCUUUGGUUCCAGAGAAUCUCCUGAAAAAGAGGAAGGCUUAUCAGGCCCUCAAAGCCACCCAGGCAAAACAGGCGCUUUUGCAAAGGAAGGAGCAAAGGAAAGGAAAACAAGUCAAGUUUAAGCAACUAGAAUGGUUUGUACAUGAUUCCUGGUGGCAGCUUCGGGACAGAGUGCGAUUCAGACGGCUAAAAGUGAAACCUCAUGCCUUGGAAGUGCCAGACAAACAUUCCUUGGCCUUUGUUGUACGCAUUGAAAGGAUUAAUGGGGUGAGUUCAGUGGUGCAAAGGACCAUUGCCAGACUUCGCCUGAAUAAGAUUUUCAGUGGCGUUUUUGUGAAAGUGACCCCUAAAACCAUAAAGACGCUUCGUAUCGUGGAGCCUUAUGUGACCUGGGGAUUUCCAAAUCUGAAGUCUGUUCGGGAACUCAUCUUGAAACGUGGACAAGCGAAGGUCAAGAACAAAGUCAUCCCUCUGACAGACAACAUAGUUAUUGAGGAGCACCUGGGGAAGUUUGAUGUCAUUUGCUUGGAAGACCUCAUUCACGAAAUUGCCUUCCCGGGGAAGAAUUUCCAGGCAAUCUCAAGGUUCCUGCGCCCUUUCCAACUCUCAGUGGCCCGUCACGCUAUGAAGAGCAGAGUGGGCUUCCUCAAGGAAGUGGGCUCGCUGGGCUAUCGAGGUGAACGUAUCAAUCAGCUCAUCCGGCAGCUGAACUGAACCCAGCGUACCUGAAAACAGUGCACUGGAAGCACGUGUUUUUAUUUUAUGGAAUUGUCGCUCAGUAUCUUCAAGGAAGAUUGUUUUCUGCUAGAAUAUAUCUUCAGAAACUGAAGGAAAGGGUCAGGGGAAACAUGGUGAUGUUCACAGCAGGCACUUCCACCUCAGUUCCAAGGAAAAGUUCCUGUGUGUUUUCUGUGAUGACUACCGUCCACCUCUG